AUGGAUGAUAAUGUCGAUGAUGGUGAUGAUGAUGAUGAUGUUGAUGAUGAUGAAUAUAAUGAUACGUUUUCCGAGCCUGAAAAUACGCCCUUUAUGUCACAGUAUCCAGAAAUAGCUCAGGAACCAGUGCAGAAGUUUUUGACAACUACCAGCGAAAUAGACGAGCAAGCUAAAUCUCGACUAUCAACCUUUGGAAGAUGAUGUUCAAUAAUAAUCAUGGCUUAUAAGUACCUACAUGCUGAGUAGGCAUAUAUAUAAAUGUUUAAAAAAAUUUUCACACACACACACAUAAAUAAAUAAAACAACGAAAUUGUAAUUUCACAUGUACUAAACAUAAGCAAUUAUCUACAUAGUAGGUACAUUGUUUCAAUACAUAAUAUAUAAUAUAUAUAUAUAUAAUGCCCCCACGGAAGUGUGUCAAUACUCUCUGGAAUUAAAUAACGUUCAUCGUCAUACGGACUUAAACUAGUUU
This is a messenger RNA of Acanthoscelides obtectus, 472 nucleotides long. Lineage: Eukaryota; Metazoa; Arthropoda; Insecta; Coleoptera; Chrysomelidae. The record is from the annotation of a GenBank genome assembly.